Metschnikowia bicuspidata var. bicuspidata NRRL YB-4993 is the source of this 757-nucleotide messenger RNA. RefSeq lists its product as uncharacterized. The record is from RefSeq and is a predicted model, not a curated record. The transcript has a single exon. NCBI's taxonomy places the organism in Eukaryota, Fungi, Ascomycota, Pichiomycetes, Serinales, Metschnikowiaceae. Bases 80 to 535 code for a protein of 151 amino acids.
UCAUGCGGAAUGCGGACUUCUUAAUUGUCUUUCAUCCGGAUCAUAUUCAGAACUACGUCCUGAGGAUAGUCAGAACUCAAUGCUUCUCGAUAUACUUGAGCCUCGGCGUGUGCCAAUUCAUAUAGUUUUCUUGGAAAUAUGUCAAUUGAUACUCACAGGGAUUCAAACCUGUAAAAUUUACUGGAAGUGGACUAGGCCUUGGUGGGUUCAGAAUGCGUGGCGACGGUGGAUUUGGAGUUCAAGCUAUGUUCCGCUUGGUCCCAAUUUCACGCGUUCCAACCCGAAGAUUCCACUCGAAUUUUCUGAGGGCAGACUCCAAGUCCCGAAAACAUAUCCAAAACAUGACUGUGGCUCUACAAAAUAUAUGUCAUUUCUGCCUAGUGCCAUGGCAAAUCUGGCAUCUCCUGGGGCCCUCUCAAUGCCGAGCCGCGAAUUGGACCUAAAAUCAGUCCGCAGUUGCGAACGAUGGCCCCGGCCCGAAUUACUCAACUAUACUACUCAUACACUUCUACUUCUUGACAUACGAAUGAAAUAACAUAGAAAAGCACCAGCCAAAAAAAUAAGCUCACAUCAAAGUAACAUCGACAAAACACAAACAAAUCAUCAACAAAACAUAAACAAAUUCUAAACUAAUCAUUAGCAAAGCAUUCGCAUAAUCUGGCCACGCGCAUGGGCCCGGAAGUCCCAGGCCUCUCGCCAGCCCACAAGUGCGCGCCUGAAUAACCAUCGACCAUCUUGACCUACAACUUCUAUAAAU